CCCGAGGCGGGGCCGGGCGCGGUAAAUAGGAGUGGGGGCGGCCCGGGGAAGCGACGGCGGCUGCUCUGGCACCGGCACUGGCACCGAGGCGACUCGCCCACGGCAGGCCCAGGCUCUCGGCGGCGGAGUUCGGUAAAUCUAGGACCCAGCUUUCAAAAUGUGGCAGCUCUUAGCCACCCUCAGCUGCCUGGUGGUGCUGACCAGUGCCCGGAACAGGCCGAAUUUCCCGCCCCUGUCGGAUGAGCUGGUCAACUACGUUAACAAACAGAAUACUACAUGGAAGGCUGGACACAACUUCUACAAUGUCGACCUGAGCUAUGUGAAGAGGCUGUGUGGCACCAUGCUCGGCGGGCCCAAGCUGCCCCAGAAAGUUUGGCUUGCUGACGACAUAGUUCUGCCUGAAAGCUUCGAUGCCCGGGAACAGUGGCCAAACUGCCCGACCAUCAAGGAGAUCAGAGACCAGGGUUCCUGUGGCUCCUGCUGGGCAUUCGGAGCUGUGGAAGCCAUUUCUGACCGGAUCUGCAUUCUUACCAAUGGGCAUGUCAACGUGGAGGUGUCUGCCGAGGACCUGCUUACCUGCUGUGGCAUCCAGUGUGGGGAAGGCUGUAAUGGGGGCUUUCCCUCUGGAGCUUGGAACUUCUGGACAAAACAAGGCUUGGUUUCCGGUGGCCUCUAUGACUCCCAUGUAGGUUGCAGACCCUACUCCAUCCCUCCCUGUGAGCACCACGUGAAUGGCUCCCGGCCCCCAUGCUCAGGGGAGCAGGGGGACACCCCCAAGUGCAGCAGGAUCUGUGAGCCUGGCUAUAGCCCAUCCUACAAAGAAGACAAACACUUCGGAUGCAGUUCCUACAGUGUCCCCAGCAGCGAGAAGGAGAUCAUGGCGGAAAUCUACAAAAAUGGCCCUGUGGAAGCGGCCUUCUCCGUGUACUCGGACUUCCUGCUCUACAAGUCUGGAGUGUACCAACACGUCACUGGAGAAAUGAUGGGAGGCCAUGCAGUCCGCAUCCUGGGCUGGGGAGAGGAGGACGGCACCCCCUACUGGCUGGUUGGCAACUCCUGGAACACUGACUGGGGCGACAACGGCUUCUUUAAAAUCCUCAGAGGAGAGGAUCACUGUGGAAUUGAAUCGGAAAUCGUGGCUGGACUCCCAUGCACUGAGCAGUACUGGAAAAGGAUCUAAUCUGCUGUGGGCCAGUCCAACCAGCCCUGGGGCAGUUUUUCCCUAAAUAGAGCCAGUAGGGCUGGGGAUGAGAUGAGGGAUGGGAAUGUCUUUUAUUUUUUGAGUUCAAAUAGGAUACAAGAGGUUUUAGACAGGGCCUGAAGGACUGGAUUGGGCCAAACCUCGUGUCUGCCAUGAGAGCUGUCUUCCAAGGAGACACAUCCAAGGCCUGGCUACCUCCCAGCCUGUUCAGUGGACUGCUGUCACAAUGCACAUGAACCAGGGAGGCCACUGCUGCAAGCAGAGCAAGUCCUGCCCCCGUAGACUAGUGCUGCUCCGGCUGUUGCUACAACUAUCUCCACGUCUUUCCCCAUCCAUGCGUCACCAGGGAGCAUAACACACCUAGAGCGUUUGUAGGUUUUCCAAAGGGAUGGAAGGCACAGUUCCUGACAAAACAGCUUCCCACCCGCCGGCAAUACCUCUAAGUAGCUUUCUAGAUUUGGAAAUAGGUUGAGAAGACAGUUGGGCAGUCCUUUGGAGAAAGCUAUUCUCCCAGGACAUCUGCAUCUGAUGAGCUUUGCAGUGUUGCUAAUCUCCUCUGGUCUAAUCCUUGGCAUGAUUCUUUUUUAAUAGAAGUUUUAUUUUUUCUGCACCUCCGCUGAUCACGUGAACAAGAGUCUAAUAGUUGGAAGAGCUGUACUAGUUUUACAGACUGUCUCCUGAACACAGAACUGGGUGGUUGUGACUUGACCAACCUACCGACUUGUACUACCACUAGUUUGGGAGAAACCAGAUCUGUUUAAAAAUCACGCUUCACCCUGUUAAUUUAACAAGGAAAGGAAUGACUGUGCCAAUAAAAGAUUUCUCCUUCCAUGUAAA
Hipposideros armiger (great roundleaf bat) is the source of this 2038-nucleotide messenger RNA. It is a transcript of the gene CTSB, whose product is annotated as cathepsin B. The transcript has 10 exons. The record is from RefSeq and is a predicted model, not a curated record. Gene Ontology annotation, molecular function: cysteine-type endopeptidase activity. Gene Ontology annotation, biological process: proteolysis; regulation of catalytic activity. Bases 158 to 1180 code for a protein of 340 amino acids. NCBI's taxonomy places the organism in Eukaryota, Metazoa, Chordata, Mammalia, Chiroptera, Hipposideridae.